AACCUCUGUCGAGAAACCUACGCUUCAAAAAGGUUCCCGCAAAGAUUUUGCAUUGAUCUUCAUUCUUCAUUCGUUUCAUCACAAACACACCCAACUUCGCCUAUCUUGUUGAAUUUGGCAUGCUUUAUGGCCUCUCUUGAGACAACAAUCUUGCUCUAAGGCAGCCAAAUUCGUUAAAAUUUGGUACUGCUAAUACCGUAACCACCUUCAUCGGUACUAGUACUGUACUAGUAUGGCUUUGGUCUUUGGUCGUUCACUUGGAUAUAUGUUCGUCCUUGAUGGAGUUGUCUCUCAGUAGCCAGGGGUGAAUGUCCUUAGACCAUCGCUCUCUUGCCAAUGCUACGGUAGAUGUUGAAUUCCCACCGCUGAUGAACUUUUGGACAUUGCAAUAUUGCCUUGUGAAUGCCAAGUGAGAUUGCAUCCAACUCUGACACUGGUACUAGUCUAGCUAUCUGGCCCCGCUUUGAAAACGUCCAGUCCAUCUCAUUUAUUUAUUCGCCAACAAUAAUAUGGCUACGGCUACAACAUCGUCGUCCGAUCGACGACGACGACGACACUACUUGAUCACUGGAGGAUCGGAGGGAAUUGGUGCUGCACUGGUGUCGCAACUAGUGGCCACCGAACAGAAUCCCAAGAUUUCCAUUGUGGGAAGAUCACGAGACAAGUUUGACAAGUACCAAAAGGAAUUAUUGACGAACGCAGAGCAAAGACAAUGCUGCCUGACAUUUUAUCAGUAUGAUCUGAGCCUCAUGCACGAGGUCAAAGCCUUGGCGGCAGAACUGGAGAAAUCAGCAGAACCCCUCCAUGCCAUUGUCCAUUGUGCAGGUGUCAUGCUACCCCAAAGAACCGUGACCAAGGAAGGACUAGAGACUGUGUUUGCCCUUCAGUUCUUGGCUAGGUUCUAUUUAAACCAUCUCUUGGCUCCCCUCCUGCUCAAGAAUAGCCACGAGCAAGAAGAAAAGCCCGUGGUAGUGGUGGUCUCUGCCGGUGGUUCCAUCACUAGGCACCCCUCCCAGUUGGAUUGGGACAAUUUGCAAGGUGAAAAGAGCUACAAUGGCGUGCACGCCUUGAAACACGAAAGCAUUGCCAAUGACAUGCAAAUGUUGCGCUACCAACAACUCCACCCCAAGAUUGAAUGGUAUUGCUACGGUCCUGGAUACGUGGGGGAUACGCAGUUGCUGGCAGCCAUGCCCACUGCAUUUCGUUGGAUGGCAGGAAUGGCGGGUCAUGUCAUUGGAAUUUCUGCCCAGCAAGCUGCCAAGAAUAUCAUGCUGCUGUUGGUGGAUGAUGGGCAAGCAAAAAGAGAAGAAACGAACCACCAAAGUGUCCUGUAUCAACGAGGAUUAAAAGCAGCUGACGAACGCAAGAUAAAGCGGCGGAUGCAAACCGAAAACCAGGAGAAAUUAUUCCGUGUUAGCCAAGAACUGCUGAAAACGGUGGACAUCACAAUAGACAUGUAUGUAGUGCCUUGACCGAUAAAAAUAAUAAGGAUGAUGUAUGGAAUUC
Molecule: messenger RNA, 1506 nt
Organism: Seminavis robusta
Lineage: Eukaryota; Bacillariophyta; Bacillariophyceae; Naviculales; Naviculaceae
Source: the annotation of a GenBank genome assembly